CGAAAAGGUGGCUUCCUCUUGAAGCUAACCCAGAUGUCAUGAACCAGGCAUUCUCUCUCAUCCUAUUUCCUUAUCAUUGAGCGAAAUGUUUCAAUCAUGCCUUCAAUUAUGAUCGUUUGUUCAUGGAACAUUCCUCUGGGGUCUUGGCCUUCCAAUGGAAGAGGCAGAGUGUUGUGAUGUUUUUGGCUUGGAUGAAGAGCUUCUGGAAAUGGUUCCGAAGCCAGUUCUUGCUGUGCUUUUUCUUUAUCCCAUUACCGCAAAGACUGAAGAAGAAAGGUUGCAACAGGAAAAUGAAAAAAAGGAUUAUAGCAGUAAAGUGUACUUUAUGAAGCAAACCGUGGGUAAUGCUUGUGGUACGAUAGGUCUGCUUCAUGCACUUGGGAACAUAACUUCUGAAGUCAAGCUUGUUGAGGGGUCCUUUUUUGACAAGUUCUUUAAAUCUACUGCCAGCAUGGAUCCAUUGCAGCGGGCUGCCUUUCUCGAGAAUGACAGGGAGAUGGAAGUUGCUCAUUCAGUAGCAGCCACUGCUGGCGACACAGUGGCAUCAGAUAAUGUGGACACUCAUUUCAUCGCCUUUGCCUGUGUGGAUGGUCAACUGUAUGAGCUUGAUGGAAGAAAGUCAGGACCAAUAUCUCAUGGUGUAUCAUCACCAAGUACUUUGUUGAAGGAUGCAGCUAAAGUGAUCCAGAGCAUGAUCCAGAAAAAUCCAGAUUCCCUCAACUUCAAUGUCAUUGCAAUAUCAAAGAAAUCCGGGGAUGGACAUUAAGGUAGUUUAAUUUGGGUGAAGCAGCUCUUGAUGUCAUCUGCUUUAUAAUCUUCAGUAAUCUGCAGCUUUAUUCACUUUGAUUUUAUUUACGUUUUUUUUUUUUUCAUUC
Molecule: messenger RNA, 875 nt
Organism: Vigna umbellata (rice bean)
Lineage: Eukaryota; Viridiplantae; Streptophyta; Magnoliopsida; Fabales; Fabaceae
Source: RefSeq, a predicted model, not a curated record